UAUGGUGAUGUUUUAAACGUCCUCAUAUCCAGUAAGAAGAAGGGAAGUGCUGUGGUGGAAUUUGCAACCGUCAGAGCAGCUGAACUGGCUUUCAAGAACGAGAGUGGUUUGACGGGGAACCCUCUGAAGAUCUCGUGGUUGGAAGGACAGCCUGAAGUCAUCUCUCCAGUGUCUCUCGGCCCCGGCCUGUCCUCACCUGCACAGGGCUCCCUGAGCAGCGAGCGGGACUACGAGAGCGUGGUGCUGAUGAAGAUGAGGCAGGCGGCCGAGAGACAGAAGCUGAUUGAGCAGAUGCAGAGAGAGGACGAAGAGGCGUCCUAGCACAGGAACAACCUGACACUGCCAGCCUCACAUCCGUCUGCACCAGCAGCUUUAGUUUCAUAAAGCUUCAUCUGGGGUUUAAAUCUCUUUUCAGGAUUAUCAUUUUUUAUAAUGACAAAAAAUAGACUGUAAUAAAUAUGAUGUUUACUGAA
Molecule: messenger RNA, 473 nt
Organism: Hypomesus transpacificus
Lineage: Eukaryota; Metazoa; Chordata; Actinopteri; Osmeriformes; Osmeridae
Product: dnaJ homolog subfamily C member 17-like
Exons: 3
Biological process (GO): spliceosomal complex disassembly
Cellular component (GO): spliceosomal complex
Molecular function (GO): RNA binding
Source: RefSeq, a predicted model, not a curated record